GACGCACCUUCUUCCGCGCCAUGGUGGGGCCAACCCCUCAGCGCUCCGGCCGGAAACUGCUGCCGCCGCGCGCCCCCAGGCCCGCCCGCCACCGGAAGAGGCCGGUGUUCCAGGCUAAAGUGUUCGGGCGCGACCGGAAGCAAAGGAGAAGCCGUCCUGGCCAUGGCGCGGGUUGGAGCUGGGAGGGCGGGGGCCUCUCGCCGCGGCCGGAGCGGCCAGUGGCGACCUGCAACCUGGGAGAUCUCGGACUCCGACACCGAGGGCCCCGCCCACUCGGAGGCCGCCGCGAGAGCCCGGGACCCAGCUGGGGAGCGAAGGGCGGCGGCCGAGGCGUUGCGGCUGCUGCGGCCGGAGCAGGUCUUGAGGCGCCUUGCGGUGCGCGUGGACCCAGCCUUCCUGGAAGACGCCGGUGCCGACGUCCUGAUGGAGGCCCUAGAGGCCCUGGGCUGCCAGUGCCUCAUCGAGCCCCAGCGCCCGGCGCGGAGCCUGCAGUGGACCCGAGCGAGUCCCGACCCCUGCCCCCGCAGCGUGAGUGGUCGCGGGUUCCCGAGGGCCAGCCCCGACUCGACUGUUUUCAGUCCUGGAGCCUCCAUGACUUCAGUCCUGGAGCUGUCCCUGGGCGGUGCGGAUGGCUGCCUCCUGAAGUGUGGGCUGCAGGUGAACAGGAAUUGCUGCUUCUGCUGGAGCCGGAGGAGUUUCUGCAGGGCGUGGCUACACUGACCCAGAUCUCUGGCCCAACCCGCUGGGUGCCCUGGAUCACCCCCGAGAUCACUGCCCGGCCCCACCUGGCUGUCAUCGGGCUGGAUGCCUAUCUGUGGUCUCGCCAGCACGUUCCCCGUGGGACACAGCCAGAGAGCCUGCAGGUGGCCGGUGUGGAGUUGGCCGUGGGCUGGCCAGAGGUGGAGGAGGCUCUGGUGCUUCUGCAGCUUUGGGCAAAUCUGGACGUGCUGUUGGUGGCCUCGUGGGAGGAGCUGAGUCAGCACGUGUGCGCCAUCACCAAGGCCCUUGCCCAGUGUCCCCUCAAGCAGUACCGGGAAUCCCAGGCCUUUUCCUUUUGCACAGUAGGGCGCUGGGCAGCGGGUGAGCCGGUGGCAAGAGACGGCACAGGGCUGCGCGGGGCCUGGUGGAGGCAGAUCAGGCAGUUCAGUCGGGUCAGCCCAGCCGUGGCUGACGCUGUGGUCACAGCCUUCCCCUCCCCGCGCCUUUUACAACAGGCGUUCAUGGCCUGCAGCACGGAGCGGGAGCGCCUGCGCCUCCUAGCUGACCUCCCCGUGAUGGCCAGUGAAGAUGGGCGGUCCCGCAGGGUGGGGCCUGACCUCUCCCGCCGCAUCUGCCUCUUCCUGACCACGGCCAACCCUGACCUCCUCCUGGACCUGAGCUCCUGACCACAUCUGGGACCACCAGAACAGCAUGCAGCCUUAGGAACAGACCAGACACCCUGCAGGGUAGUGGGGAGGACCCCAGCCACAUGUGGACCCUCAGUCUCUGGCUGGGCAGGUCUGAUCUCAGGGGGAGGGUAUGUGGUUGCAGGGAAAGUUUUAGGCAGCUGGAAUGAAAGGAGGGGCUUCCGGCUUGCAGCUGGCAGGAGAGGCUGGUGAUUCCUAUGCUAAACCCUGCACACACAGGGGAGCCCAGCAGCAAGGCUGUCUCCCCUACCCCCACUCCACACACACAAUGUGGCAGGGGCUGAAGGCAGCACCAGG
Cebus imitator (Panamanian white-faced capuchin) is the source of this 1703-nucleotide messenger RNA. RefSeq names its product essential meiotic structure-specific endonuclease subunit 2 (gene EME2). Bases 21 to 1385 code for a protein of 454 amino acids. Gene Ontology annotation, biological process: double-strand break repair; replication fork processing; resolution of meiotic recombination intermediates. The record is from RefSeq and is a predicted model, not a curated record. The transcript has 8 exons. Lineage: Eukaryota; Metazoa; Chordata; Mammalia; Primates; Cebidae. Gene Ontology annotation, molecular function: DNA binding; nuclease activity. Gene Ontology annotation, cellular component: Holliday junction resolvase complex; nucleus.